GACCUUUUGAUCUUCUCUUUUUCACUCCACAGUCCACACUCGCACACUCACUUUUCUUCUGCGCCUGUAUCUCUCUCUCUCUCCCCCUCAAGUCUCAUGUAUGUAUAGAUGGUGUAUGGAGGUAUAUAUGUAUCUCUCUUGCUGUAAUUUCAUGGGAUUAUUUCUUUAAUUAUCGUACUCUAGUGACUUUGGUCUGGUGUGUGUUUAUGAGUUGAUUGCUUCAUUUGGGGUUUAAAUUAAUGUAACGAAGGAAAAAGCUAGUAAAAGGGUGGUGGUUUGUAAGAGAGAGAAAGAGAUGCUGGGAAUCUUCUGCUUCCAGCUCCGACUCAAUUUUAUCAAGGUGGAGAGUUUCUUACAUUGGACUGAUUGCCAAAUUAUGAGCAACCAUGUGGAAAGUGGCAAAUAUUAACUUCUCUAAUACUUAACGUGGUGAUAUAUGGCAUCUGCUGGUCUUGGACACGGGGGAGUUGGAAGUUCCAGAAGUGCUAAUGGCUUCAAAGGAUCAUCCAGUUCAUUAGAUUGGCUCGGAAGGGAGAUGCUUGCAAUGAGAUUGAGGGACAGGGUUGACCAUGAUGAGGAUGAUAGGGAUAGUGAACCAGAUAUAAUUGAUGGUGUGGGUGCUGAAACAGGACAUGUUAUAAGGACGACUAUAGGUGGACGCAGUGGUCAAGCCAAACAGGUCAUAAGUUACAUUGCCGAACAUGUUAUUGGAACUGGUUCUUUUGGUGUUGUGUUCCAAGCAAAAUGUAGAGAAACUGGAGAAAUUGUUGCUAUCAAGAAGGUGCUUCAGGACAAGCGCUACAAGAACAGGGAGUUGCAAAUUAUGCAGAUGCUUGACCAUCCUAAUGUUGUCUCCCUUAAGCACUCUUUCUUUUCAACAACAGACAAAGAAGAGCUAUACCUGAAUCUUGUCCUUGAAUUUGUACCUGAAACUGUGAAUCGUAUAGCCAAACAAUACAAUAGGAUGAACCAAAGGAUGCCAUUGAUUUAUGUCAAACUUUACACAUACCAGAUAUGCAGGGCGUUGGCAUAUAUUCACAACUGCAUAGGAAUUUGUCACCGUGACAUCAAACCUCAGAAUUUACUGGUGAAUCCUCAUACACAUCAGCUAAAGCUUUGUGAUUUUGGGAGUGCAAAAGUUUUGGUGAAAGGGGAGCCCAAUGUGUCCUACAUUUGUUCAAGAUAUUAUCGUGCUCCUGAACUCAUAUUUGGUGCCACUGAAUACACAACUGCUAUUGACAUUUGGUCAACAGGCUGUGUGAUGGCUGAAUUACUUCUUGGAAAGCCUUUAUUCCCUGGAGAGAGUGGAGUUGACCAACUAGUUGAGAUUAUAAAGGUUUUAGGAACACCUACCAGAGAGGAGAUAAAAUGCAUGAACCCAAACUACACUGAAUUUAAGUUUCCUCAGAUAAAGCCACAUCCGUGGCACAAGGUCUUCCAAAAGUGUUUGCCCCCAGAGGCUGUGGACCUGGUGUGUCGGUUUUUCCAGUACUCUCCAAAUUUGAGAUGCACUGCUUUGGAAGCUUGUAUUCACCCUUUCUUUGAUGAAUUAAGAGACCCUAGCAGCAGACUUCCAAAUGGACGUCCUCUUCCACCACUGUUUAAUUUUAAACCUCAAGAACUUGAGGGCAUCCCUGCUGAAACAGUCCGCCGGCUUAUUCCAGAGCAUGCUCGAAGGCAGAAUUUGUUUAUGGCUUUGCACUCUUAGUGGCUUAUCUGGCAAUGUCACCUUACCACUUUGUCCUGUAUCACAUGUAAAUCUUUUUCUUGGGAAUAUCGUGUAUCAUGUCUGUAUAAAGCUGGAAAUGAAUUUCUCAGUAGAAUCUGGGAGAUGAGCGAAAUAUGAAUUUAGGAUCGUCAAUUUUCUGGUUAUGAUAAACCAGACGCUUAGACCCUUAUUAUCCACUGUUUGUAUGUUUGUGAGAAUCUUCAAAGCGGGACUUUUUUGAAGCCUAGUACCGAGCUACCGGGAGAUUAGUUUGUAAUGUUAUCAAUCAGUUUCACAUAGUGACAUAGGAACAUUUCCAGGGAAGCUCCCUGAUGCUGAUAUUCUGGUAGUAUUCACUUGCCUGUUGUUGUUCA
Messenger RNA from Coffea eugenioides, 2082 nucleotides. Its product is annotated as shaggy-related protein kinase kappa. Gene Ontology annotation, cellular component: cytoplasm. Lineage: Eukaryota; Viridiplantae; Streptophyta; Magnoliopsida; Gentianales; Rubiaceae. Gene Ontology annotation, molecular function: protein serine/threonine kinase activity; ATP binding. The record is from RefSeq and is a predicted model, not a curated record. The transcript has 13 exons. Gene Ontology annotation, biological process: signal transduction; protein phosphorylation. Bases 437 to 1708 code for a protein of 423 amino acids.